Micromonas pusilla CCMP1545 is the source of this 1554-nucleotide messenger RNA. RefSeq lists its product as uncharacterized. The transcript has a single exon. The record is from RefSeq and is a predicted model, not a curated record. Lineage: Eukaryota; Viridiplantae; Chlorophyta; Mamiellophyceae; Mamiellales; Mamiellaceae. Bases 1 to 1554 code for a protein of 517 amino acids.
AUGGACGCGGAGCGCGACGCGUUCGCCGCGAGCGUCCAGAGAGAUAUAAACAGCGUCACGGACGCGGAUCGCGCCGUGCGGAGACGCGCGUUCGACGCCCUAUCGAAGAGGUGCGCGCUCGCGCGGGAUCGAUCGGUCGUUCGAUCGGCAGCACGUUCGUUCGUUCGUUCGAUCGACGAGACGAAGAUCGCCCGCGCGUCCGUCCGUGCGUCCUCCUCACCCCUCACUCCUCACCGUCCCUCCCCGUCGCGCGCAUCGCAUCACAGGCUCCUGAAAGGCGACGCGUCGUCGCCCGCGCCGUCGCCGCAACUCCUCCGCGCGCUCGUGCCCGUCCUCUUCCCGUCCAUCCUUCGCGGCCUCCUCGAUUCCGUCGAGAAGGUGCGCGAGAAGUGCGCGCAGCUCGUCGCGGACGUCCUCGACGCGCUCCCGGACCCGAUGGUGGGUCCCGAUGGGGACCCAUGCGACGGCGGGGACCUACGACGCGACGACGGCGAGGGCGCGACCGCGGUCGCGCUCCCGUCGCUGCUGCCCGCGAUGGUGAAGAUCGUCGGGACCGCGCCGGUGGAGGAGCCCAGCGAGGAGAUCCGUCUGUCGUGCGUCGAGCUGACGACGCGCGCGGUGACGCGCGCGACGACAAUCGCGGGAGGGAACGCCUCCGGAGAAAAAACGGCCACGACGUCGACGUUACUCCUGCCGUUCGCGGAGGACGUCGCGGCGGUCGUCCACGCGUCGAGCGGGGACCAGUUCCACGACGUCAAGCGCGCGUGCGCGGCGCUCGUCGAGGCGAUCGCUCGCGCGACGCCUUUUGGCGCGUUGCCGCCCGCGAGCGCGAUGAAGAUGCUCAAGGCGACGCUCGCCAACGCGCGGCAUCGACACUCGUCCGUGCGGCUCGCCGUCGUCGCCGCCGUCGACGCGCUGCAUCGCGCCGGGGCAGUGCCGGACGCCGCGGUGCCGGAGACGCUCGCGCCGGGGACGCGGCCGCUGUGCGCGGACCGAGCGCCGGCGGUGCGCGCGGCGUUUCACAAGGCGCUCGCGGGGUGGAUGACGACAUCGAGCGGCGGCGGCGGGGAGGGAGUGGGGGGAGGAGGAGGUGAGAGAAGAGGUGAUCACAGAGAAGACUGCGGCAAAGUCCCUCCCGGGCUCGUCGACGUCGAGACGACCGCCGACGCGGACGACGACGCCGUGAAACGCGGGUGCGCGCUGCCGCGCGCGCGGUGGCUUCUCCCGAUGUUACUCACCGGCGUCGCCGACGAGACGGAGGCGAACGGCGUCGCGGCGUUGGAACUCGUGCGCGUCGUCGGCGAAGCGAACGACGCAGCGCUCGGGAUUGGUGGGCUCGGCGGCGAGGGCGCCUCCGACGAGGCCGGGGUCGACGACCGGACGGCAAAAGGGGUGCUCCCGCCGCCGUUCGCCGGCGCGCCCCCGCCGGGGGCUCGAAGGCUCGUCCGCGCGUUGCUCCCUUCGCUCCUCCCGCUCGCGUUGCGGGAGACGAAGGCGCGUUCUAUACACUGGUCCCCAUACGACCGCGUUCGCGUGGUGAACGCCGAUCCUUAA